Lecanosticta acicola is the source of this 1201-nucleotide messenger RNA. The record is from the annotation of a GenBank genome assembly. Lineage: Eukaryota; Fungi; Ascomycota; Dothideomycetes; Mycosphaerellales; Mycosphaerellaceae.
AUGGGCAACUUCUUCUCGCAGUCCUUCUUCCUCCCCAAACCGGCCAUCACCGAGCACAACUGCCCGGAUCAGAAGGGUCGGGUAAGUCUCGAGGAGGACUUCUAUCCCGCUUCUCGCUUUCGGCGGGUGUUGCUGCAUCACAUGCUGACAGGAUAUCCGCCGCCAGGUCUUCAUCGUGACGGGAGGCUAUGCAGGCGUCGGCUACGAACUGAGCCGCAUUCUCUUCGCCUGCAACGCCACUGUCUACGUCGCGGGGCGCUCCGAUCAGAAAGCUUCCAGUGCCAUUGCCAAGAUCAAGCAGCAGAAUGUCCGCAGUACAGGGAGACUCGAGUUCCUGAAGCUGGAUCUCGCAGAAUUGGAGAGCAUCAAGCCCGCCGUGGAGGCCUUCCGGGCAAAGGAGCAGAGGUUGGAUGUGCUGGUCAACAAUGCCGGAGUGAGUAGGGUCUCCUCGUCCUCCUUCAGAGGACUAUGGAUGCCAUUGGAACUAAUAUGGGGGUCCAAUAGGUCAUGUUUCCGCCCAUCGGAAGCACCACCGCCCAGUCGCACGAUCUCCAAGUCGGAACGAACCUGCUCGGCCCAUACCUCCUCUACAAACUCCUCCUGCCGCUCCUUGCACGCACCGCUGCAUCCUCGCCAACGGCAUCCGUUCGCGUCGCCUGGGCGGGAUCCGUCGGUAUCGAGGUCGCCUCUCCCGGCAACGGCGGUAUGAAAUUGAAUGCCGACGGAUCGCCCAAUUCCAGUGAGGUCAGCAACGAGGUCAACUACGGCCAGACUAAGACCGGCAACUUCUUCUUCUCCAAGGAAUUCGCUCGUUCCACCCCGGAGAAUGGUGUGGUGCAUGUCUGCUUCAACCCGGGUAAUUUGAGGACCGAGUUGCAGAGGCAUUGGGGAGGGAUUGGUGCGAAGAUUACUGUAAGUCACUCAAUCCAAAUAUGAUGUCGCUUUGAUACACUGCUGACAUGGCGUCCAGGAUGUCUUGCUGCUCUAUCCAGCGGUCUACGGCGGCUACACCGAACUCUGGGCCUCUGUCGCACCAGAAAUCACGCCAGAGAAAAGCGGAUCCUACGUCUGGCCAUGGGGCAGACUCGGGGGCGUGAGACCGGACGUCGAAGCUGCUGCCAAGUCUGAAGCUGAGGGCGGGAUGGGCAUGGCGAAGAAACUGGUAGCGUGGUGCGAGAAGGAAGUUGCUGCAUUCGCCUAG